AUGGUUAGACGUAUAGAAGGUACAAUUGAUUAUGAAAAACAUAAUGAAAUUCUCAAUGAUAAUCAUAAAGUUUUAAUCUAUCUUGAUGAUAUGACAUUAACUGAACUUGGUUCACAAGAUGGUUCAUUUGUUCGUAAAUUUCAUACAAUUGCAAAAUUAAUUAUUGAAAAUCAAAUUCUUACAUUUCCUAUAACAUUUACACUUGAAUAUGAUGAAAAAGAAAUUGAAAAAGCAUCAAAUUAUUCAUUACGUGUACGUAUUGUAGCUGAUGGUAAAACACGUUUUAUAACAAGUACAAAUGUGCCAGUUCUUACAAAAGGUUAUGGAGAUAUAGUUGAUAUUCAAGUAGAAAAAAUUGAUUUAAUGUAA
Molecule: messenger RNA, 369 nt
Organism: Adineta steineri
Lineage: Eukaryota; Metazoa; Rotifera; Eurotatoria; Adinetida; Adinetidae
Source: the annotation of a GenBank genome assembly